This is a messenger RNA of Mytilus californianus (California mussel), 420 nucleotides long. RefSeq lists its product as uncharacterized. The transcript has 5 exons. NCBI's taxonomy places the organism in Eukaryota, Metazoa, Mollusca, Bivalvia, Mytilida, Mytilidae. The coding region runs from base 1 to 420 and encodes 139 amino acids. The record is from RefSeq and is a predicted model, not a curated record.
AUGAAACAACCAUUCCUGGAAAUUCAAGGCCAUAAAAGUGUUGGUGGGAGGAUGUUACAUUGUAAAACCUUCUAUGGUUACAAAAUUACAGAUUUAAAAAGACAGUAUAUUGAAGGCGAUUGUGGUAUGUGUAUAGUUGAGUUCGGAGAUGGAUUCGCACAGAAAAAGAUUGAGGUGAUCUGUUGGGAAUCGUUGCGGUUUGGAGAUAAACGAAAGUUACAUAAACCGUUGACGUGUCUCAUAUUUGCUAAUCGAGAAGUAGAUGACAGAUUGAAACUAAUGGAAGAAGUCAUAUCUUUUGCAAGACAGACCAAAUUGCCUUGUCAUUUUGUAGGAACAAGAGUUUUACUGAUCUGUGAUUCUACCGAUAUUGCUUUCAUCCACUACGAGACAGAUAAAGUAAUAAUUAUUGUACGUUGA